CUUUCGCAACAAAGGACCGCAUGAGACAGUCGCAGGAAGAGAGCUGCGAUUACGGAAGCAGCGAUGAAGACUUCCUCGGCCUUGAAGGCACCAUGGGCUACCCGAGCGCAAAGCUACGCAGAGUUCGCGCCAUCUUCUUGGGCACCCACCGCCGCCGUCGAUCUGUUUUGCCAUCUCAGGGCAAUCAACCAAGAGUUGUAGUCAGCACGACGACAUGUCGGAAUCCCAAGGCAACAUAUACAGACUUGACAUCAUCCGAGGACGAAGAUGCGGCAUGCGAUCGUCUCGUGGACGACCAAGAUGUAGGACUGUGCACUACGCGACUCAAGAAACUGUGUGCGAAGGCAGUUGCCCCCCUGGACCUUCAUCAGCUCACCGAAAAAAGCGAUCACCAAGUGAGUUUGGAGGAUCUUCGGGACUUGAAACAAGUCGAAGACGCCGCACUUGCGGCCAAAGUUCUCCAAAUUCAAAUGCGCAUGGCGAAGCAACUCGCGGCACUGGAAGCCUCGUUUCGGAGCAACGUGGCGGAGAUGACCCGUCAACUCGUCACGGCCAUCGAGUCUGAACGGGCACAGAGCUAUGCAAGAGCGGUUGCUUCGUCCGCCGUGAAAGGAGCCGACUCGAUGCCACGCGAGUCGGGGAACUCUCAUGCCUCCUCCCAUCGCGUUCAUCAUGACGGAGCCGUAUCCUCGGUGGCCAAGUUAGAAGCAACCGUGUCCCAAGGCCUCCUGACCCGCGUGAAAAUGCCUCCACAGGACACAAAGCCAUAUGCAAGACAACGCUCACACACGAACGAGAAUUGGCCUGACGCCCCGCUGUCGCCGCGUCGAGCUCAACCCACGACGUGGAAGAAGGGCUUGUCCAGAGAAGUGACUCACUCAAAAACUCACCAAGACAACAGCAGCAGUCGAUUUCUAAGUCCCUCGGAAAAGGAGGAGCUCUUCCGGCUGCGAAACACCCUCGGACGGAUGACACAGUUGAUGGACGACGCUGUGGAGUAAAAAUGGGUGCUAAGAUUAUAAACGAACGAUUACGCUGCGAGCAUGAGCGACAUGUUGGCGAUGGUUCCCUGGUGCUUUUGCCUCGACACGAGCAUGACCGACAGCUCCGUGCUGAACCCAGAGCCUUCCUUGAGCACGUUCUCCGUGGGAAUGGUAAAGUGCAGAUCCGCUUCCUACAACAUACAUGCAUCAGAGAUCGAAUGACUGGAAGAUGAGGUACUACCGCUUCGAGGAAUUCUUCUUCAAAGUUGUCGAACGACUUGACGGUCGGCUCAGCGUACGCGGCCUUUGCCUUCUUUCCAGCUGGUUUCUUCAAGGCUGAAAUGUCGACUUGCACGCCGGCGAGGAUCAAGAAGUAGUCAAAGUUGAAUGACGCCUUGAUCGCCGGAUCUAUGGAAUUUUCGACCGCCCAGUCAAUGUCUUGUUGCAGUGCGCUGUGCAAAUGGGGCACCAGUUGGUACGGCAAGUUGAUAAUGCGCCGAUUCAGGACGAGGCCAACUGUCUUGGACGACAAGAUCGAAGCUCAGCGCCGUGAUGAACCCAAACACGUCCGUCUCGCCUUCGCAACACACCAUGGACCCAAUACUGACUUGCUUGACAAUGAUGUCGGCCAAAUUGGACGUAUCCAGAGCCGUGGGUGGGAGGAAGUUGUUGCUGAUGAGUUGUUUGACGCUGUGGAAGUUCUGCUCGCACGGGUCGGUGAAGACGAAGUCCACAUCCACAUUCUCUUUCUGGUCUCCAUUGGAUUUGAGCACAAUGUCUUCUUCGCCACCCGACUCGUCCGAGGACUCGCCCAUGCUUUCAUCGUUGAUCUCUCCCAGUUGACGCUUGCUCAUGCUCGCUCACCUUGAUGGAAUUCGUAAUGCAAUGGUUGGUGCAUCUCAAAACUACGUGGCGUAUCCGGAAGCUCAAAC
Molecule: messenger RNA, 1915 nt
Organism: Aphanomyces astaci
Lineage: Eukaryota; Oomycota; Saprolegniomycetes; Saprolegniales; Verrucalvaceae
Exons: 5
Coding region: 21-1001 (326 amino acids)
Source: RefSeq, a predicted model, not a curated record